Molecule: messenger RNA, 4153 nt
Organism: Eptesicus fuscus (big brown bat)
Lineage: Eukaryota; Metazoa; Chordata; Mammalia; Chiroptera; Vespertilionidae
Gene: EDNRA
Product: endothelin receptor type A
Exons: 8
Coding region: 451-1734 (427 amino acids)
Biological process (GO): regulation of blood pressure; G protein-coupled receptor signaling pathway; enteric nervous system development
Cellular component (GO): membrane
Molecular function (GO): endothelin receptor activity
Source: RefSeq, a predicted model, not a curated record
UCUGUCCUAGAGCAGAGCAGAAGGUCGGGGAGAUUUUGGAGAAGGCAAGGACAGACAGAAGGGGGGCGUGUGUUCCCCUGGAGUUUCCUUUUUCUUGCUAGUCCUUGCGCGCGCAGUCAUCCCUGCGGUCUGGCGAUUGUGGACAGAGGUGGCGAGGCUCCAUCCCAGCCGGUGGCCGGAGGCUGGGGGCUGGGGAGACCUCCGCACAGGAGCGGUGCCCAGGAAGUUUCCGACGCAGAGGCAGCAGUGCAGCCCGAUUGCUGCCGCGCGGGAGCCCAGGACCCUGCCACCCAAUCUCUCCGGCUCUGCUUCCUCUCGCCCAGCCGCCCAGGCGCCCAGGUGCCGGGCGCGGACCCGGCAGCCGUCUGUCCCGCCUAGCUCCACGGUGAAAAAAAAAGUGAGGGUGUAAAAGCAACAGAAUAAGAGACAUUUCCUCAAAUUUGCAUCAAGAUGGAAACAUUUUGCUUCAGGGUGUCCUUUUGGGUGGCGCUGGUUGGAUGUGUAAUUAGUGAUAAUCCUGAGAGCUACAGCACAAAUCAAAGCAUUCAUAUGGACGAUUUUACCACUUUUCGUGGGACAGAGCUCAGCUUCCUGGUUACCACUCAUCGACCCACUAAUUUGGCCCUACCCAGCAAUGGCUCAAUGCACAACUAUUGUCCACAGCAGACUAAGAUUACUUCAGCUUUCAAAUACAUUAACACUGUGAUAUCUUGUACUAUUUUCAUCGUGGGAAUGGUGGGGAACGCAACUCUGCUCAGAAUCAUUUACCAGAACAAGUGUAUGAGGAAUGGACCCAACGCGCUGAUAGCCAGCCUUGCCCUUGGAGACCUUAUCUAUGUGAUCAUUGAUCUCCCUAUCAAUGUAUUUAAGCUGUUGGCUGGGCGCUGGCCUUUUGAUCACAAUGACUUUGGCAUAUUUCUAUGCAAGCUGUUCCCCUUUUUGCAGAAGUCUUCAGUGGGGAUCACCGUCCUCAAUCUCUGUGCUCUCAGUGUUGACAGGUACAGAGCUGUUGCUUCCUGGAGUCGUGUUCAGGGAAUUGGGAUUCCCUUGGUCACUGCCAUUGAGAUUGUCUCCAUCUGGAUCCUUUCUUUUAUCCUGGCCAUCCCUGAAGCAAUUGGCUUCGUCAUGGUGCCCUUUGAAUACAAGGGUGAACAGCAUAAAACCUGUAUGCUCAAUGCCACAUCACAGUUCAUGGAGUUCUACCAAGAUGUGAAGGACUGGUGGCUGUUUGGCUUCUACUUCUGCAUGCCCUUGGUGUGCACUGCAAUCUUCUAUACCCUCAUGACUUGUGAGAUGUUAAACAGAAGGAAUGGAAGCUUGAGAAUUGCCCUCAGUGAACAUCUUAAACAGCGUCGAGAAGUGGCAAAAACAGUUUUCUGCUUGGUUGUAAUUUUUGCUCUUUGCUGGUUCCCUCUUCAUUUAAGCCGUAUUUUGAAGAAAACCGUGUAUAAUGAGAUGGACAAGAACCGAUGUGAAUUACUUAGUUUCUUGCUGCUCAUGGAUUACAUCGGCAUUAACUUGGCAACUAUGAAUUCAUGUAUAAACCCAAUAGCUCUAUAUUUUGUGAGCAAGAAAUUUAAAAAUUGUUUUCAGUCUUGCCUCUGCUGUUGCUGUUACCAGUCCAAAAGUCUGAUGACCUCAGUGCCCAUGAAUGGAACCAGCAUCCAGUGGAAGAACCACGAACAAAACAACCACAACACAGAGAGGAGCAGCCACAAGGAUAGUAUAAACUAAACAUCUUAAGAAACAUUAAUCAGUAUUCCUUCAAAACUUAUUGGAGAAAAAAAAUCACACAGCAACUAUGUCUCCAGAAGUCUCUUCUCCCAUGACUCAGACCCACGCCCGGAAAAAUGCUUUCCAAAACAUCAGAGAGUGGACUGGUUCAUGCCCACAAAUUCAAUGCAUCUUACUUCUUUAAUUUAUCUAAUUUACAUAUUCUGUAUGUUAUUUUCAGCACUAAAAAAUGGUAAGAGUUGGCAGGGGAAAGGGAGACUGUUAAAUGAAACCAGAAAGAUAUUUACUACUUUUGCAUGAAAAUCGUUUUCACGAACAUGACUAGCUUUCACGGCUGUUCUGUCAAAUGUUUAAUGAGAACGGGUCACCAUGAAAGUUUGGAGGUUAUAAAAUAGAGAUAUUUUUAAAUGGGGUUUUUUGUUUGUUUUGCAAACACGGUAUGGGCCUAAGUCACCUUUAUUUUGAAAUGUCAUUCAGUGCCAGUAUUUUUAACUGCAUAGUAGCCUAAAAAUAAUUAUUUGAGUUCAUUUUGUAAAAAAAAAAAAAAAAAAAAAAAAAGUAAAACAAUUUAGUGAACAAUUAGGUUAAUGUUUUUCAUGCCACUGUGGGUUUUUUUUUUUAACAUAAAUUUUCAAGCUGCAACAAAUACAGGACUAAAGCACAAACUAAUAAUCACACAUGGCAGUUUAAUAGCUGCUAUUCAAAGAAUUUUUAAGAACCUAUUUUUUAUGGUGUUUCAUUACAGGAGAUCCUGAACAUUUUUUCAUGUUAAAUUUUAAUAAAAUAAUGCUUGAAUCAAAUAGUUCUAUUUUUCAUAAGCCCAAUCUAUUUUAAUGUCUUUUAUGUACAAUCAAUAUCAUAUACCAAAAUAUAAAGGUACAUGUCGUUUAACAAUCCCAAGACUUUCAGUUCAAUUCAUAGAAGUCUAAAGCAUACCUAGAAUAGAAGUGAAUAUUUUUAGAAGAUUUGGAAAUUUUCAUUGAGGUUUUUUAGUAAUAGUAACAUGUAUAUGUAUGUAUAUGCAUAUAUAUGUACAUAUAUACAUGUAUGUGUGUGUGUAUAUAUAUAUGUAUAUAAAUAUACAUAUAUAUAUAUAUAUAUAUAUAUAGAGAGAGAGAGAGAGAGAGAGAGAGAGAGAGAGAGAGCAUACAUAUCACCUCAUACUCUCUUUAUUUGUUUUAAAUGUUAACUGGCAGAAAGACUUUUUUGGUCAUUCUCUUUUUCAUAUAGGAAACAUAAUUUCAAAGUGGCCGGCUGAGUGUAUCAUGUCAGUGAAAUAUAAUUACCCCAAAGGCCACCAUGAACUAUGCUUCCUCAAUUCUCUGGGUUUCCAGUGUGAACUUAAACACCUCCCCCACUCCCACAACUCACAUAGUCACCAUUUAAAAUGGCCCACAGUGACUUUUGCUGAGUAUUUUCCAAGAUGUUUACAGACUGUGAGUAGAGCAGAAAAUCUUUUACCAUGUGUAUAUAAAUAUAUAUAUAUAUACAACUGUACAUAUCUUGUAGCCAAUUUUUCUGUUAUUAUCUCUAUGGAAUAUAUUUGUGUGUGUGAUACAUGCAUGUGUAUGAUGUUAUGUAUGGACGUAUGUAACCUAAUAAUGAUGCCCUGUAGCUGUGCCAAAGCACACACUUGGACUGGAAUCUAGGUGGUUGUUUAUCAUGACAGUUGGCCUGAGUGAGUUUUAAUCUGUGUUCAUAAAGCAUAUGACUAUGUCACCAUUACAAGUGGAAUAUGGGAGGCAGCAUAAAAGGGGACAAGUCAUGGGCUAACAAUAGGGUUUUAUUUGUUUGGUUGGUUGGCUGAUUAGCUGGUUUGGUAAAACAGUAUUUGGGGUUGUUGGAGCAAAAGUCAUUAAACAAUGAGUAAUUAAAUUGUCUUAAUCCUCAACUAACCUCAGUGAUAAGGUUGACAAGUAAUCUAAUGUAUAUAUCAGACUUCACCAAACAUAUUCCUGAUGAUAAAUUAGCUAAUAAUUUGUUGGGCUGUGUUUUAGCACCGUCACAUAUAAAAUGAUAUCAGGUUCCAAUGACCCCAUUGCAGGGCUUCUUGAUGUGUAAGCAGUCGAAUUCCAUUAUUUCACUGGUACAUACCAUGCACUGAUAUAUACCCAUAAUGUAAGCCAUAAACUCACACCAUUUUGUUUAAACAACUGUCUUUUUGUUUAAGAUGCUUUCUCUCUUACAUAUGAAUAAUGCAUUUUAUAAGUUCAGAAAGUCAUAGCUUUCCUAAUAACCACACAGGCUUCAAUGGACAUUUUGUUUAUGGACUGGUAAGUAACUGUGGUUUACUAGUAGGAAUAUUUCCAGUUUCUACUUUUACCACAUCUUUCCAAGUAAAACUGUAGAAAUGAGCCAAAAGCCAAGGCCCUGCAUUGGCAGUGGCCUGUAAGUAUAAAAUAAAGUUUACAGAAGCCUU